Messenger RNA from Nematocida parisii ERTm1, 852 nucleotides. RefSeq lists its product as uncharacterized. Lineage: Eukaryota; Fungi; Microsporidia. The transcript has a single exon. The record is from RefSeq and is a predicted model, not a curated record. Bases 1 to 852 code for a protein of 283 amino acids.
AUGGAAAAUACUAUAUCUGAGAAAACAGUAAAAAAUGAGUCUAGAUCAAGAGAAGCCCCAUCCCAUACAAUUUCAUUGAAUGAAGAAGAUUCAAAUGAAUUUAAUACUACUCUGGAUAAAGACAGUAUACAAAAAAUGCUUAAUAGUCAGCAAAGUUGUAUGCAUGAAUAUUUAAACUGCGUUGCCAGUCCACUUAAUUAUGAAUUUAGAUUUAAUCUAUUUUUACAAAAGAUGAAUGCCAAAUUUAAAAGGUCUAUUGAUCUUAUUCAAUUUUUCACUUUAUGGUUCUAUUGCUGUGUAAUGCAAGUUAUAUUCCUAUUCGGUAUUGCUGGAAAAGAUCUAACCCAAAUUCCUAUAAAAAUUGACUUUUUAGACAAUACAACUCCACUUAUUAUAUAUAUAUUCGUUGGUUUGCUAUUGUAUAUCUCAUGUAUUUUAAUGAACACUCUAUUUAUAAAUAACCUACUGAAUGGCCAAGCCUUCCAAGUAUCAACGGAUUAUACUAUGCUUACUCUGAAAAUUACAAUAACAGGAAUCGCCGGCAUGUUAGUUGGAAUGUUUAUAAGAAAAUGUGAACUUUCUAAUUUCAUGUUACUAUUUAUAAUAUACAUGGCAGUCUGUGUUGUGUUGGUAAUUUUCAGGUUAGUAUUUAGUAUUUUUAAGAAUAAUAACAAACCGAGAUUUUUUAGUUUUAAAGGGUCCAUUAUUAAGAGUAUUUUAAAUGUAUUGUAUGUUCUAUAUACUAUAAGCUUAAUUGCAGUUAGUCUUAUAGUUUUGUUUUAUGCUGAGAAUGGUUUAUAUUCUCAUAUUUUAUUCAUUGGGUACAAUCCUUUACUGCAGAAUAGAAAUUAG